Molecule: messenger RNA, 1533 nt
Organism: Didymosphaeria variabile
Lineage: Eukaryota; Fungi; Ascomycota; Dothideomycetes; Pleosporales; Didymosphaeriaceae
Exons: 2
Coding region: 1-1533 (510 amino acids)
Molecular function (GO): protein binding
Source: RefSeq, a predicted model, not a curated record
AUGGUAGAAGUCGAUCGCGUUAUUGACGACAAAGUAGAGCUGCUGCGUCGACGCAGAAGACUUCUAGAAGAUGAAUGCCAGCACCUGAAAACGCUUCUGCGAGCAAAUCUGAACAGGACGUAUCUUUGGGUCAUUCUAGUCUUGGAUGUGGUCGAACAUACCCCAGGCCUCUCCCCAGGCAAACUCGAACAGAAAGUGAACCACCUACCGGCCAAAGUUGAAGAUGCAUACGAAUCUAUGCUCAGAAAAAGUGUAGAUGAAACAAAGGCCCAGAAAGCAUUGGAACUGGUGUUGGCUGCCAGAAGACCUCUCACGAUUCAGCAAAUGAGGGAUGCGUUGACGAUCGAUGAAAGACACAAAUCACUUGGAGAUCUGGAAAACAAUUUAGAACCUCUCGAUCGAUUCAAGGAUACGUUGAAGGACAUAAGCGGUCUGUUGUUGGUCUUCCGCAUCAGGAAAGGAUUCCUCAAUAUAUUUGAUUCCAUCUGUACUGAACAAGUAGAAGAGGUCCAUCUACUGCAUCAAACUGUCCGAGAUUUCCUCAUCAAACCUACUCAGGGCAUGAAUCUGGUCGGCAUAAAUGAGACCGACUAUGACGGUCGUACGGCUUUACACUGGGCCGUUAAGGGGAAUGCCGCACGUCUGGUGCGACUUCUUCUCAGCAACGAAACGACAGAAGUCGAUCUUGGUGAUAUCCAUGGAGACACGCCCUUGCAACUGGCGUUUAAAGCCGGGUACACUAAUUUUGUGGCUCUGCUCUGCGCGACGGGCAAGGCGGAUGCCAACAGGCAGUAUUCUCGGCUCUCCAAGUCGUUCCUAAGGCAAUCUCUGGACGAUCUAUACUGGGCAGACGUCAAGGAUAAAAAGGAACCAGUAACCAUGAUCGAGUCACUCCUACGAGCUGAAGGACUUGACACCAAUGCACCACUUGAAGAUGGACAGACGGUCUUGAUGCACACAGCAAGCAGGGGGCUAUUAGAAGGUGCGUCCCUGCUCUUAUCUCAUGGAAACACCAACAUCAAUGCAACCGAUAAUGCCGGGAGAACUGCUUUGACAUGGGCCAUCAAAACCGAUUCCAUAUAUCACCUUAACAACGAUAUGGCCAGGUUACUCCUCACGCACAGCAAAGCGGACACCAUGUACGAACAAGAGCUCUUUCUAGAGUCGCUCAAAAUGGCCAUUGAACUGGGUCGCGUCGAAAUCACAAGAACCAUGCUGGCAUCCGAUAUGUUUCGCGCAGUCAACGCUGUUCGUUCAUUAUCAUUUGCCCUGACGUCAAAACGCAAACUAGAGCAGGAACCAAAUCCAGCACAGAGAAAACCUUAUGGAAAGUAUCGAUUUAGUUGGGAGCACCCUGAUUGGCAGCGACGUGAACGGAAGCGACGCGAAGAAGCUAUUGCCCUGGUAUUUACUUUCCUCAAGGAUGCAUCUGUUUGGGACCGGACCCCCCCUCGAAACACACACUGGGGAACUGACGCUUUCGUUGGGUCAGCCGCUCGUACUCGGCCCGCCAAACGAAGGAAAUCGUUCUGA